Messenger RNA from Alosa sapidissima (American shad), 3681 nucleotides. RefSeq names its product staphylococcal nuclease and tudor domain containing 1 (gene snd1). The transcript is spliced from 24 exons. Gene Ontology annotation, biological process: mRNA catabolic process; regulatory ncRNA-mediated gene silencing. Gene Ontology annotation, molecular function: nuclease activity; RNA binding. NCBI's taxonomy places the organism in Eukaryota, Metazoa, Chordata, Actinopteri, Clupeiformes, Clupeidae. Bases 145 to 2883 code for a protein of 912 amino acids. Gene Ontology annotation, cellular component: nucleus; cytosol; RISC complex. The record is from RefSeq and is a predicted model, not a curated record.
ACGCAUGGGUCCGUAUGCUUCCGGUUAAGCUUGUUUGAUCAGCAGUGCUCAGUCUUUUACCCCUCUUGGCUUUCAGUGAAACAGUCACAUAGGGCUCCUGGUUCCUCACCUGUCUCCCCUAACGGUGAACUUAAACCCACGGACAUGGCAUCAUCGGUCUCGGCACACGCACAGUCUAACCCGGCUCCUGCUCCGGCACUCCAGAGAGGAAUCGUGAAGAUGGUGUUGUCUGGAUGUGCCAUCAUUGUUCGGGGUCAACCUCGAGGCGGACCACCCCCUGAGCGCCAGAUAAACCUGAGUAACAUCCGAGCUGGAGCAUUGGCCCGCCGAGCUGCCCAGAGCCAGCCAGAUUCUAAGGACAUUCCAGAUGAGCCAUGGGCUUUCCAGGCACGGGAGUAUCUGAGGAAAAAGUUGAUUGGAAAAGAGGUGUGCUUUACUGUGGAGAUAAAGACCGCCCAGGGGAGGGAGUAUGGUGUGGUCUACCUGGGAAAGGACACAUCAGGAGAGAGCAUUGCAGAGUCUUUGGUGAAUGAGGGUUUUGCCACAGUCCGUAGAGAAGGCAUCAGAGGCAACAAUCCUGAUCAGGCCAGGCUGUGUGAUCUGGAGGACCAGGCGAAGGCUGCUAAGAAGGGGCAGUGGUCAGAGGGGGGCGGCUCCCACACCAUCCGAGACCUGAAAUAUAGCAUUGAGAACCCCCGCAACUUUGUGGACUCGCUGCAUCAAAAACCUGUCAAUGCCAUUAUUGAGCAUGUAAGAGAUGGCAGUGUGGUGCGAGCUCUUCUCCUACCUGAUUAUUACCUGGUUACAAUCAUGUUGUCUGGUGUCAAGUGUCCAACGUUUAAACGAGAGGCAGAUGGCACAGAGAGCCCUGAGCCGUUUGCUGCUGAGGCAAAGUUCUUCACAGAGUCACGCCUUCUUCAGAGGGAUGUCCAGAUCAUCCUGGAGUCCUGUCCCAAUCAAGUCAUCCUUGGUACCAUCAUGCACCCGAAUGGGAACAUCACAGAGCUACUGUUGAAGGAGGGUUUUGCCCGUUGUGUGGACUGGUCUAUGGCUGUCUACACUCAGGGUGCAGAGAAGCUUCGAGCUGCCGAAAGGUCUGCAAAGGAGCGCAAAGUGAGAAUCUGGAAAGACUAUGUUGCCCCAACUGCCAACUUGGAUCAGAAAGACCGACAGUUUGUUGCCAAGGUGAUGCAGAUAGUCAAUGCUGAUGCCAUUGUUGUGAAACUGAACUCAGGAGAGUACAAGACAAUACAUCUGUCAAGCAUCAGACCCCCCAGACUGGAAGGCGAGGAAAAAAUCAAGGACAAGGACAAGCGUUUCCGCCCACUCUAUGACCUUCCCUACAUGUUUGAGGCCAGAGAAUUUAUGAGGAAGAAACUAAUUGGAAAGAAGGUAAAUGUUACAGUGGAUUACAUCAGAGCAGCAACAGAGACAGGCACAGUUCCAGCCUUCCCAGAGCGCACCUGUGCCACUGUAACAAUAGGAGGCAUUAACAUUGCUGAGGCCCUUGUCAGCAAAGGUCUGGCCACUGUGAUUAGGUAUCGUCAGGAUGAUGACCAGCGCUCCUCUCACUAUGACGAGCUCCUGGCUGCUGAAGCAAGAGCCAUCAAGAAUGCUAAAGGACUGCACAGCAAGAAGGAGGUCCCCAUCCACAGAGUGGCUGACAUUUCUGGGGAGACACAGAAGGCCAAACAGUUCCUUCCGUUCCUGCAGCGCGCUGGUCGCUCUGAGGCUGUGGUGGAGUACGUCUUCAGUGGCUCACGCCUCAAACUCUACAUGCCCAAAGAGACCUGUCUCAUCACCUUCCUGUUGGCUGGCAUCGAGUGCCCCCGUGGCUCCAGGAACGUUCCGGGCGGUGUUCAGGUAGCGGAGCCGUUCAGUGAAGAGGCCAUGCUGUUCACCAAAGAGCUGGUCCUACAGAGAGAGGUGGAAGUAGAAGUUGAAAGCAUGGACAAGGCAGGCAACUUUAUCGGCUGGCUGCACAUUGAUGGGGCGAAUCUUUCCGUGGCCCUGGUCGAGAACGCACUCUCAAAGGUCCACUUCACUGCAGAGCGUAGUGCCUACUACAAGACACUGGUCUCUGCAGAGGAGCCUGCUCGUCAGCGGAGAGAGAAGAUCUGGGCCAACUACGAGGACAAGCCAACAGAGGAAGUGGCAGCUCUGCAGUCGGAAGACAAGGAGCGGGUGGCCAAGUACCGAGCCGUAUACGUCACUGAAAUCACAGAUGAACUGCACUUCUACGCACAGGAUGUAGAGACGGGCGCCCAGUUGGAAAGCCUGAUGGAGACCAUGCGAGCCGAGAUUGCUGCUCAGCCACCAGUAGAAGGGUCCUAUGCUCCGCGCAGGGGUGACUUCUGCAUCGCCAAAUUUGCUGAUGGAGAGUGGUACAGAGCCAGAGUAGAGAAGGUGGAAUCCCCUGCCAAGGUUCACGUGUUUUACAUCGACUAUGGCAACAGAGAGACCCUGUCCUCCACACGCCUGGCUCCUCUCCCACCAGCGUUCAGCACCCGCACCCUGGCAGCCCAGGCCACAGAAUAUGCCUUUGCCUUCAUCCAGGUGCCACAGGAUGAGGACGCUCGGGCUGACGUGGUGGACUGCAUUGUGCGGGACGUCCAAAACACACAGUGUCAACUCAAUGUGGAGUACAACGGGGCAACGUGCCCUCAUGUCACUCUGCAGUUCACUGACUCCAAAGACGACGCGGGUCUCGGCCUAGUCAAAGAAGGAUUGGUGAUGGUGGAUGUCCGGAAAGAAAAGCAUCUGCAGAAGAUGGUGACUGAAUACCUGAAUGGCCAGGAGUCAGCCAAGAGUGCCAGGCUGAACAUCUGGCGCUAUGGAGACUUCCGCGCUGACGACGCAGAUGAAUUUGGCUACCGUCGCUGAAAUGUGCCAUUCCAAAGACCGUGUGGAAGGCGAGAUGCACACAUGGACAAGAAAAGAAAUAUAACAAAACAUAAAAAAGAAAGCAUCAACAUUCUCAACUUGUUUCUCUGUCUCUGGUCCUUUAUCCUCUGUGCAUCUCCCUGUCUUCCCUUGACUCUUUGGGUGAGUCAUCAAAGACUUUUCUGCCCCAGCACACCUUGGUAAUCAAAUAUCUUUAAUAUCCAGUAAAGCCCUUUCACUGUUAUCCUUAUCAAAAGCCAGUGGCCAUCAUCUACUUUACCUUUUAGCCAAUUAAACGACUUCUAGCCCCAUGUGGCCAACUCUUUUAAGUGCUCCUCCUCAGAGGAUUGCGCACAGUAAAAUGAGUGGGCUUUACAAGCAGAGGGAGGUACACAGAGGAAUCAUGAAUUCAACAGCUUGCUGAGAAAACACUUCCUAGGAAUGAAAUGAAAUAAUGUAUUGAAAUGUAAAUGGAUAUUAUUUUGAAGUUAGAUAAACCCACUCAAAGUGAACUAAUGACUGUAUUUUUGUCUUUAAUGUAUAUCUGAGUGUUUAAUUACAUUUAAUGACUUUUUAUGUAGGGAGUGUUUUUUAUUAUUUCUUGUGGCAAAGAGCUGCCAACGCCUUGACAAGCAUUUCUCGUCCUCCGCUGUGAAGUUUACAUUCAAUAAUGGUCAUAAUAUCUCUUAUCUCAGCCUGUCUUUCUCCUGCUAUGGCAGAUACAGUGUUUGACUUUGUUUCCCCUUUGAUGGGCCUUUUCAGUGUAUUUAAACCUGCUAAAUAAAACAAGCAAACCUA